GGGUGUGUGACCUGGGCCGAAACUGUGAAGGAGGAGGAGGAAGGGGAGGCGUUGUUGUUGUUCUACUGUGAAUCACUCCUCACAGCUGUAUGUGAUAUGAGAGAACCAGGCGGGUCUCUCCCUGCGGCCCUCUCCUCUUUGCUCUAGCCCCAGUGAGAGCUGUGGAUGCAGGCAUGGCUGCCAGGCUGAUGCCCCUGCUGCUGCUGCUGCUGGAGGUGCUGAGUGGAGCAUGUAGGCCAGUGGAAGGACAGGGGAGGUACACGAGUGGCUGGAGGUGGAAAGGUGACAGGAUCCACACGGGCGCUGCCACUCAGGAUGGGGCCAGUGAAGGGGCCACCUCGGCCCCCACCUCAGAACACGAGGAUGACAACUCCCUGGGCUACACAGGAUCCCGUCUGCGUCAGGAGGACUCCCCACCCCGGAUUGUGGAGCACCCCUCUGACUUGAUCGUGUCCAAAGGAGAGCCGGCCACCCUCAACUGCAAGGCAGAGGGGCGGCCCAGCCCCACGGUGGAGUGGUACAAGGACGGGGAGCGGGUGGAAACGGACCGGGACAACCCUCGAUCUCAACGCAUGCUCCUUCCCAGCGGCUCCCUCUUCUUUCUACGGAUCGUCCACGGACGACGCUCCAAACCGGAUGAGGGCUCCUACGUCUGCGUCGCCCGCAACUACCUGGGAGAAGCCGUCAGCCACAACGCCUCGCUGGAAGUAGCAUUACUACGUGAUGACUUCAGACAGAAUCCUGCAGAUGUGAUGGUGGCAGCGGGCGAGCCUGCAGUCCUAGAGUGUAUGCCCCCUCGCGGGCAUCCUGAACCUAGCAUAUCCUGGAAGAAGGACAGUGCCAACAUCAAUGACAGAGAUGAACGAAUCACUAUCCGGGGAGGAAAGCUGAUGAUAACCAAUGCCAGAAAAGGCGACGCUGGGAAGUAUGUGUGUGUCGGGACCAAUAUGGUGGGAGAGAGGGAGAGUGAGAUCGCUGAGCUCACUGUGCUCGAGCGACCCAGCUUUAUGAAGCGUCCCGGUAGCCAGGUGGUGCUGGUGGACCAGAGCGUGGAGUUCAGGUGUGAGGCCCGGGGCGACCCAGUUCCCACCGUCCGCUGGAGGAAAGAGGACGGAGACCUGCCCAAGGGAAGAUAUGAGAUCCGUGAGGACCACACUCUGAAGAUCCGUCGUCUGACCUCUGCAGACGUGGGUUCUUACACCUGCAUGGCAGAGAACAUGGUGGGCAGGGCGGAGGCGUCGGCCACCCUCACCGUCCACGUUGUGUCUGUGCCCCCUGGGUUUGUGGUGCGGCCCAGGAACCAGGUGGUGGCGGUGGGGAGGACCGUCACCUUCCAGUGUGAGGCAACAGGAAACCCUCAACCUGCUAUCUUCUGGCAGAGAGAGGGCAGCCAGAACCUGCUCUUCUCCUACCAGCCCCCCCAGCCCUCUAGCCGCGUCUCUGUCUCCCAGACGGGGGACCUUACUAUCACAGAUGCAGAGCGCUCAGACGUGGGCUACUACAGCUGCCAGGCCCUCAAUAUCGCUGGCUCUGUCAUCACCAAGGCCCUGCUGGAGGUCACUGACGUUGUGUCGGAUCGCCCACCUCCAGUUGUCCGCCAGGGUCCAACCAAUCAGACAGUGUCUGUGGACGGGACGGUGGUCCUGAGUUGCCUAGCAACGGGUAACCCCACCCCCACCCUCCUGUGGAGGAAGGACGGUGUGUUGGUGUCCACUCAUGACUCCCGGGUCAAACAGCUGGACACGGGCGCACUGCAGAUCCGCUACGCCAAGAUGGGUGACACAGGCAUCUACACAUGCAUCGCCUCCACUCCCAGUGGCGAGGCCUCGUGGAAAGCCUACCUGGAUGUCCAAGAGUUUGGUGUUCCAGUGCUGCCGGCCAGACCCACUGACCCCAACCUGAUCCCCAGUGCCCCCUCCAAACCUGAGGUCACUGACGUCACCCGCACCUCUGUCACCCUGUCUUGGAUGCCCAACCUCACAGGAGCCACGCCCACCUCCUACAUCAUAGAGGCCUUUAGUCAUGCGUCAGGCAGCAGCUGGCAGACCCUGGCAGAACAUGUGAAGACUGAGUCGUAUGUACUGAAGGGCCUGAAGGCCAGUGCUGUCUAUCUCUUCCUGGUCCGAGCUGCUAAUGCCUACGGCCUGAGUGACCCCAGCCCCAUCACUGACACCGUCAAAACACAAGAUAUCCCCCCCACCAGUCAGGGAGUGGACCACCGUCAGAUCCAGAGGGAGUUAGGAGAGGUGGUCAUCCACCUUCACAACCCCACCAUCCUCUCCUCCUCCUCUGUCAGAGUGCAGUGGACGGUGGAGCAGCAGUCUCAGUACAUCCAGGGUUAUAAGGUGAUGUACCGAACCUCUACAGAGGGGCAUCAGAGGAGUGACUGGACUGUGUUUGAGGUGAGAACCCCAGGGGAGGACAGUACUGUGGUACCCCAGCUCAGGAAGGGAGUCACCUACGAGUUCAAAGUUCGCCCCUUCUUCAACGAGUUCCAGGGAACAGACAGUGAGGUCAAGACAGCCAAGACUCUGGAGGAAGCUCCCAGUGCAGCCCCUCGUGGGGUUACCGUCUCAGAGAGCGGGGACAAUGGGACCGCCAUUGUGGUCUCCUGGCAACCGCCUCCAGAGGAGGAGCAGAAUGGGGUGGUCCAGGAGUACAAGAUCUGGUGUUUGGGGAAUGAGAGCAGAUACCAUAUCAACCGUACGGUGGACGGCUCUACCUUCUCCUUGCUGAUCCCCAUCCUGGCUCCAGGGAUCCGUUACAGUGUGGAGGUCGCAGCCAGCACUGGGGCAGGCCAAGGGGUCAAGUCUGACGUCACCUUCUUCCAGAUAGACUCAUCGGGGCGUAUGACGGAGGGUGUGUUGGAGCCAGAGAACACCCUGUCCCAGCAGAUCAGCGAGGUGGUGAAGCAGCCGGCCUUCAUAGCAGGGAUAGGAGCGGCCUGUUGGAUCAUCCUCAUGGUGUUCAGUAUCUGGCUCUACCGACAGCGUAAGAAGAGGAAUGGCCUCAGCACUAACUACGCAGGCAUCCGCAAGGUGCCAUCCUUUACCUUCACUCCUACAGUGGCGUACCAGAGAGGGGGAGAGGCUGUCAGCAGUGCUGGAAGGCCAGGUUUGCUGAACAUUGGGGAGUCUGCUACCCAGCCCUGGUUGGCUGAUACCUGGCCCAACUCCUGCUCCAAUCACAAUGACUGUAGCAUGAACUGCUGCACCGCAGGACAGGGCAACAGUGACAGCAACCUGGCUACAUACAGCCGCCCAGCCGACUGCAUCGCCAACUAUAACAACCAGAUGGAGAGCAAACAGACCAACCUGAUGGUGCCGGAGGGAGGAGUGUACGGAGACGUGGACCUCUCCAACAAGAUCAACGAGAUGAAGACCUUCAACAGCCCCAACCUGAAGGACGGACGCUUCGUUGGGCCGGGUGGACCAGGGGGACAGCCCACCCCGUACGCCACCACACAGCUCAUCCAGUCGUCUAUCCUGGGCAACAACAUCAACACAGACAGAGACAGAGGGAGAGGAGGAGGAGGGGGAGGGGAGAUGAACGAGAAACAUGGCUGGAAACCCACCCCGGUUCAGCUGCAGAAGCAACAGGAAAUGACCUCACAGCUCCACCAGUAUAACAUCAUGGAGCAGAACAAGCUAAACAAGGACCACUAUAGAGGAGGGGACAGUCCCAUGGCUACCACCAUCCUCUAUAACCAGGCCCACGAGGCCCACACAGGGGGAUCCUACAACAGCUCUGACCGUGGCAGCAGCAGCACCUCUGGGAGUCAAGGUCAAAAGAAGGGAGUGCGCACCCCCAAACUACCCAAACAGAGUGCAAUGAAUUGGGCUGACCUUCUGCCUCCUCCCCCUGCUAACCCACCUCCCUGCCGCAACAUGGAGGAGUACUCCCUGUCUAUGGACGAGAGCUAUGACCCAGACAUGCAGUGCUCCCUGCCCCCCUCCCGCAUGUACCUGCAGCCAGACGAACUGGAGGAGGAGGAAGAGGAGGAGGAGGAGAUGGAGAGGGGUCCCACUCCACCUGUCAGAGGGGCUGCCUCGUCCCCCACCGCGGUGUCCUACAGCCACCAGUCCACAGCCACCCUCACCCCCUCGCCCCAGGAUGAGCUGCAACCCAUGCUCCAAGACACUGCAGAGAGCAUUGGCUCUGGACACGAGCGCAGACGCCAUGCAGUGAGCCCCCCUCCCCGACCCCUCUCCCCCUCACACACCUACGGCUACAUCUCCAGCCCCAUGUCCCUGGACACAGACGGCAUGGAGGAAGAGGGGGAGAUGUUGGAGGAAGAGGAGGAGGAGGAGGAAGAGGAAGGGGACGAGACAGACGCGGAGGUGGCUAAGGUGCACCACCACCACACCCACCCUCACCACCCCCACCACCCCCAGCAGAUGCACCCCAGGAGGCUGCUGCUGCGGGGUCUGGAGCAGACCCCAGCCUCCAGCAUGGGGGACCUGGAGAGCUCUGUGACGGGAUCCAUGAUCAACGGCUGGGGUUCGGCAUCCGAGGAGGAUAACGCCUCGUCAGGGCGCUCCAGCGCUGUCAGCUCCUCAGACGGAUCCUUCUUCACAGACGCCGACUUUGCCCAGGCCGUGGCGUCUGCUGCAGAGUACGCAGGCCUGAAGGUGGCCAAGUACACCAACACCACGCAAGGCCAGGAGGGAGGCCCCGGAGGACGAAAGUAUCAAAUGACCCCUUCAGGCCACCGUCCUGGCAGCCCCCUGUCCACAGACAGCAACAUGAGCACGGCCAACAUGCAGAAGAGGCCUCCUAAGAAGCAGAAACAGCACCCUGCAGCGGGCCACCCAGGGCUCCAGCGACGAGAGGCCUACCCUGAAGAUCUGCCCCCUCCCAUCCCCCCUCCAGCGGGGCUCAAGUCCCCCACACACCCCUCCAAGACAGCCCUGGAGACCCGGGGGGUGAUGUCCCCCAAGGCAGGCGAGGGCAGGGACAGGAGAGGGGGCUCAGGAGGAGGGUCCCGGCCACGGGAGGGAUCGGACCCCCGUACCAGCUCCUCAGAGCGCCGGGAAACCCAGGACAGACAGAAAAACCCUCGCACAGGGAAAGGGAACAAACAGGAGGGGGGCAGCACCAAGGCACGCCAACACCCAGGGCCAGAGGACAUCCUGCCCUACAGCCGCCCCUCCUUCCCCACGGUCCACAGUCCCCGAGACAUUGACCCCAGAUCCCCCAGCUCUAUGUCCUCCCGGGGCUCAGGGGGGCGGCGGAGAGGAGAGGGGGGGGCAGGGGCCCGCAGGAACCCUAACGACAUGGGCCUCAACACCUUGGGAGCCUUCCAGCCAGGAGACGAUAACUUAGAGGUACAACACUUGCCAACUGGCUAA
Messenger RNA from Oncorhynchus nerka (sockeye salmon), 5351 nucleotides. Its product is annotated as roundabout homolog 1-like. NCBI's taxonomy places the organism in Eukaryota, Metazoa, Chordata, Actinopteri, Salmoniformes, Salmonidae. The transcript is spliced from 30 exons. Gene Ontology annotation, biological process: Roundabout signaling pathway; axon midline choice point recognition; cell-cell adhesion. Gene Ontology annotation, molecular function: protein binding; axon guidance receptor activity. The record is from RefSeq and is a predicted model, not a curated record. Bases 174 to 5351 code for a protein of 1725 amino acids.